Pseudomyrmex gracilis is the source of this 4878-nucleotide messenger RNA. RefSeq names its product cytoplasmic FMR1-interacting protein (gene Sra-1). The coding region runs from base 338 to 4216 and encodes 1292 amino acids. Gene Ontology annotation, cellular component: synapse; neuron projection; SCAR complex. Gene Ontology annotation, biological process: cell morphogenesis; cell projection assembly; axon guidance. NCBI's taxonomy places the organism in Eukaryota, Metazoa, Arthropoda, Insecta, Hymenoptera, Formicidae. The transcript is spliced from 19 exons. The record is from RefSeq and is a predicted model, not a curated record. Gene Ontology annotation, molecular function: RNA 7-methylguanosine cap binding; small GTPase binding.
CUCGGAUGUUUCUGACAAUUCGUAUCGUAUACACCCGUCCACAGUCCACACUCGUGUAAAUCCGUUUAGCGACGUUUUAGUCGUUGUAUCUAUUUUUCACAUUUGGUAAACGGUAAAUGUAAAACGAUCUAUGGUUCUGUGAAGCUUCAUUACGCGGCUGACUUUAUACGACACAUAUGUCGCACUAGUGUCCAUUGUUUUCAAAUGCUUCUUAAUUUAAUGAAUUGAAACUCGGAGUUUUCGAUUUCUCUCCCACAAUUGUCGAUCAGAGAUACUUAACCUCCUGGGAGGUUUGCCGUAUUCUGCUUCCGGGACGUAGUUUCCCAAGCAAUUCGAGAUGACUACCGACAAAGUCACUUUGGGUGACGCUUUAUCGAAUGUUGACGUACUGGAUGAAUUUACUCUGCCGGAUGAGCAGCCGUGCAUAGAGGCUCAACCAUGUUCCGUAGUGUAUCAAGCAAAUUUCGAUACCAAUUUCGAAGACAGAAACGGUUUUGUAACAGGUAUAGCCAAGUAUAUAGAAGAAGCAACGGUACACGCAAGUUUGAAUGAAUUACUGGAAGAAGGUCUAGAACAUGCUGUUAUGUUGUACACAUGGAGAUGUUGCUCACGUGCAAUUCCACAACCAAAAUCUAACGAACAACCAAACAGAGUAGAAAUUUAUGAAAAGACAGUAGAGGUGUUGGCACCUGAAGUGAAUAAAUUAUUAAAUUUUAUGUAUUUCCAAAGAAAAGCAAUUGAGAGAUUUUCAGGAGAAGUUAAGCGUUUAUGUCACCAUGAAAAGAGAAAAGAUUUUGUAUCUGAAGCAUAUUUAUUGACAUUAGGGAAAUUUAUUAAUAUGUUUGCUGUGUUAGAUGAAUUGAAGAACAUGAAAUCUAGUGUAAAAAAUGAUUAUUCUACAUAUAGGAGAGCUGCACAGUUUUUGAAAGUAAUGUCAGACUCGCAGACAUUACAAGAGUCUCAAAAUUUGUCAAUGUUUUUGGCCACACAGAACAAAAUUCGAGAUACAGUGAAAGAAAAUUUGGAGAAAAUUGCAGGAUAUGAAGAAUUACUUGCGGAUGUUGUUAAUAUCUGUGUUCACAUGUUCGAAUCUAAAAUGUAUCUUACACCCAAUGAGAAGCACAUGUUGGUGAAGGUGAUGGGUUUUGGUUUGUUCUUAAUGGACAGCGAAAUGUGUAACAUCAACAAGCUUGAUCAAAAGAAGAAAUUAAAGUUGGAUAGGAUCGACAGAAUCUUUAAGAAUUUGGAAGUGGUACCGUUGUUCGGAGAUAUGCAAAUUGCACCGUUUAACUAUAUUAAACGUUCCAAGCACUUUGACGCGUCAAAGUGGCCAUUGUCCUCCUCGUCAAACAACAUAAGCCCGCAGGCUGAUCUUAUGGUACAUCUUCCUCAGAUUAGAGAAGAUCAUGUAAAAUACAUCAGCGAAUUGGCGAGAUACAGUAAUGAAGUCACUACAACGUACAAGGAAUGCCGAAGUGAUACAGAAAAUCGGGAUACCGCUGAGUUAGCAUUACGUGGAUUGCAAUUACUUUCGCAGUGGACCAGCGUUGUAACAGAAUUGUACAGCUGGAAGCUGCUGCAUCCCACUGACCAUCAUAUGAACAAAGAAUGUCCGCAAGAAGCUGAAGAAUAUGAGAGGGCUACACGUUAUAAUUAUUCGGACGAAGAGAAGUUUGCUCUUAUAGAAGUUAUAGCGAUGAUUAAGGGAUUGCAAGUAUUGAUGGCACGCAUGGAAACUGUUUUUAUCGAUGCAAUACGUAGAAAUAUAUAUGCCGAAUUGCAAGAUUUUGUACAACUCGCAUUGCGUGAGCCUUUAAGAAAAGCAAUCAAGAAUAAAAAGGAUUUGAUAAGAAGUAUAAUCGUUUCCGUCAGAGAGACUUGCGCCGAUUGGCACUUUGGAGUGGAGCCGCUUGGAGAUCCCGCUCUAAAAGGAAAGAAAGAUCCAGAUAACGGUUUUGGUAUUAAAGUUCCGCGAAGAAAUGUUGGUCCGUCUUCCACGCAACUUUACAUGGUACGGACUAUGCUGGAAUCACUAAUUGCCGAUAAAAGCGGCGGCAAACGCACUCUGAGAAAAGAUAUCGACGGUCAAUAUCUAGUUCAAAUUGAUCAAUUCCACAAAACCAGUUUUUACUGGAGUUAUCUUCUCAAUUUCAGUGAAUCAUUACAGAAUUGUUGCGAUUUGUCACAACUGUGGUAUAGAGAAUUUUAUUUAGAAAUGACAAUGGGUAGGAAAAUACAGAAAUGCCAAGUACGUCACCAGCAUAACGAAGAGUGCAGCGACUUGAUCACCAUGGAGAAACGCAUUCAGUUUCCCAUUGAAAUGUCUAUGCCGUGGAUAUUGACCGAUCAUAUCCUGAGAAGCAAGGAGCCGUCAAUGAUGGAAUACGUCUUGUAUCCACUGGAUUUGUACAACGACAGCGCGUUAUACGCAUUGACAAUAUUUCGUAAGCAAUUCCUGUACGACGAAGUAGAAGCCGAAGUGAAUUUAUGUUUCGAUCAAUUUGUUUACAAGCUUAGCGAACAAAUUUUUGCGCAUUAUAAACAAUUGGCAUCUAGUAUCUUGUUAGAUAAACGAUUUAGAGUUGAAUGCGUGGCUCUCGGAGCGUAUUUACUUCCGUAUCCCCGUGCCAAUAGAUACGAAACAUUAUUGAAGCAGAGACACGUUCAGUUACUGGGCAGAAGUAUCGAUUUGAAUAAACUCAUAACGCAACGUAUUAACGCGGAUAUGCAGAAAUCGUUGGAUUUGGCCAUAAGUAAAUUCGAAUCCGGCGAUAUAACCGGAGUCGUGGAAUUGGAUGGAUUGUUGCAAGUCAAUCGUCUUACUCAUAAACUCUUGAGCAAGUGGCUUGCACUUGAUGAGUACGACGCUAUGUUCAGAGAAGCAAAUCAUAACGUUCUAGCCCCGUAUGGGAGAAUUACUCUUCACGUGUUCUGGGAAUUGAAUUACGACUUUUUGCCAAAUUAUUGUUACAAUGCCGCCACAAACAGAUUUGUCAAAUGUCGUGGCCUACAAUUUGUGCAACCUGUUCAUAGAGAUAAGCCUCCGCAAAUGUCCCACCACUAUCUUUGGGGUAGUAAGCAAUUAAACUUGGCUUAUAGCACUCAGUAUGGUCAGUAUUCAGGAUUCGUUGGUCCGCAUCAUUUUCGUACUAUAUGCAAGCUCCUCGGAUACCAAGGAAUAGCUGUGGUCAUGGAGGAACUUCUCAAGAUCGUUAAGACCUUGAUUCAGGGAAGCCUGCACCAGUUUACGAAGACUCUUAUGGAAGCUAUGCCUAAAGUUUGUAAACUUCCGCGAUACGAUUACGGAUCUCCUGGAGUUUUAGGAUAUUAUCAUGCUCAGUUGAACGACAUUGUGCAAUAUCCCGACGCCAAAACCGAAUUGUUUCACAAUUUUCGCGAAUUCGGCAACACGAUCUUGUUUUGUCUUCUAAUGGAACAAGCUUUGUCGCAAGAAGAAGUGUGCGAUCUAUUGCACGCAGCUCCAUUUCAAAAUAUAUUACCCAGACCUUAUUGUAAAGAGGGAGAGAAACCCGAAACCAAGCAAAAACGACUGGAAGCAAAAUAUGCAGCUCUGCAAAUCGUUCCAAAUGUGGAUAAAUUAGGCACUGCUAAACAAGCAAUGAUCGCUAGGGAAGGCGAUUUAUUGACGCGCGAACGACUGUGCUGCGGUUUGUCGAUAUUCGAGGUUGUGCUCAGUAGAUUGCGAAGUUUCUUGGAUGAUCCUAUUUGGGUCGGACCACCACCAGCAAACGGUGUAAUGAAUGUAGACGAAUGCACAGAAUUUCAUAGACUGUGGAGUGCACUUCAAUUCGUAUACUGCAUUCCCGUUGGUGAAACCGAAUUCACUGUUGAAGAAUUGUUUGGCGAAGGUUUACACUGGGCUGGGUGUGCUAUGAUCGUUCUUUUGGGUCAACAACGUAGGUUUGAGGCCCUUGAUUUCUGCUAUCACAUUCUUAGAGUACAACGUGUAGACGGUAAAGACGAGAACGUUAAAGGAAUACACUUGAAGAGGAUGGUGGACCGAAUAAGACGAUUCCAAGUACUGAAUUCACAGAUAUUCGCUGUGUUGAAUAAAUAUCUGAAAAGCGGAGACAGCGACGCAGCGAGUGUGGAGCACGUACGUUGUUUUCAACCACCGGUGCAUCCUUCGUUAGCUCACGCGCAACAACAGCAUUAUCACGCGCCGGAGUAUUUACGUCAAAUAAAUCAUCAAUAAGCGAUGAUAGGUAAGAUAAGAUUUUGAGUCACGGUCGUAACUCAACUCGGAAACAGAGCGCGAAGAACAAAGUCAUUCCUUGUUUUUUAAAGGAAUAAUUCUAACAGAUUUCAUACUUUAUAUAUCGUCUACAUUGAAAAUAUAUCAUUUGUACUGUAUAUUUAACUCAGUAUAUUACUAGGACAUUUUUUAACAAAAACAAAAAUAAGCUUUAUGGAUAAUGACGAAAUUGCAAACGACGUAUUUAAGCACUUUGUCCACAAAAGCACGUGUUUAGUUAAUCUUCAAAAUCCAUUUCAUACAUUCAUAUUUAAGUGUAAGUUGUAAUGUAUAAGAGUAUUUUACUUGAGAUAUAUCAGUUUUUCAAAUAACAGGACUGAUAAUGUGUAUGAUUAUAUCCUAAAAUACAAACAAUACCCGCGUAUUCUCAUGAUUACAAGUAUAGAAUGUAUGAAUAUGAAUCUAUAUUGUAAGAUAUUUUCAAGUUAACUGAAACACGAAGUAUUAUAUAUAUAAAUAUAUGUAUACAUAUAUAUGUAUGUGAACGUUAUUCAUAUCACACAUAAGUGUAGUAUUACUUGUGUACUAAUAAUUAUGUAUAAAAUGCACGUUUUUUUAAUACUACUCAUUUAUAUUUAUUCCGAUAUCUCAAUCUGUCGCAU